This is a messenger RNA of Trichomonas vaginalis G3, 1251 nucleotides long. Its product is annotated as MDM2/MDM4 family protein binding. Gene Ontology annotation, molecular function: ubiquitin protein ligase activity; protein binding. Gene Ontology annotation, cellular component: nucleus. Gene Ontology annotation, biological process: protein ubiquitination; interstrand cross-link repair. The transcript has a single exon. The record is from RefSeq and is a predicted model, not a curated record. The coding region runs from base 1 to 1251 and encodes 416 amino acids. NCBI's taxonomy places the organism in Eukaryota, Parabasalia, Trichomonadida, Trichomonadidae.
AUGACUGAGGAUGAAGAAGAGAAUUGUAUGAUAUGCAUGGGUCCUUUAGCGACGGAAGGCGAGCAUAGAGUCUGUUCUCUUAAAUGCGGACAUAUUUUUGGUUAUAAAUGCAUUGUUGAAUGGCUAAAUACCAAAAGCACAUGUCCUGCAUGUAAUUCACCUGCAACAGUAGAAUCUAUCAUUCCUUUAUAUUGGAGAGGUGGCAAAGUUAUAAAAAAUUCGGAAUUAAUAAUGCUCACACAAGAAAAUGAAAAAUUAAAAGCAGAAAAUGCCGAAAUAAUUCAAUCAUUAAGUUCGAAUCAGACUUCUCAAUACUCUCAAGCAAGCUAUUUUCCAUCAUAUCCUACAAUUUUAAUGACCAAAGAAAUAAAUGACGGAUUACGUCUAUCAUUUACGAAAUCUCGAAUAGUAGUCACAGAAAAAGUCAAUGACAAUUAUGGAAUUUCAUAUACAGAAUGGCAAAAGCCAAAAUGGAAUUUUAUUCCAUUAUGCAAACUAAUAAUACGUGACAUAUCAGUUAAUAAGAGUCCUAUUGAGAAAUCCUUAACAGUUUCGCAUGAAGGAUCCUUUUCAGUUGUUAAUUUAAACGAAAAUUCCAUAAUUACAACGAAUACAUUGCCAGAAACACCAUGGUGCUGUUGUUGGAUAAAUGAGGAUAAGGCAGCUAUUGGCGCAGCACAUGGCACAAUUUUUGUUGUAAAUACAAGAACUGGAGAUAUAAUCUCAAAAAAAUCAACUGGACCCGAGAAUCCUCAGUUCCAAUCCAUAAUACCAACAUCUACUUAUUCUGUGAUAGCUUUGAACUGCCGAAAUGCUUUUACGUUUAAUAUUGAAACUUCUAUGUUUAUUCCAAAUCCAAUAAGCUUUGACCAUGAAUAUAUUAAGAUGAGUAAUGAUAAUUUAAUCGCUAUAUCAUUGAAAAACAAAAAAUGCACUUUAUGUGAUAUUAAAUUUCAAACUUUGAGGAGUUUGAGAUGGUUUCCCAUAGGGGAAAUUAAAACCAGAGCUAGACCAGCUAUUGGCACUAGAAAUAAAUCAGUUUACAUUGCGAUUCCAAAACCAAAUUUUGAUUUCUCAAUAAGAGAGAUUCAUGAUAUAGAUAAAGAUUUAUACGGAUCAUUCAGUGAAAGAUAUACUACUUUUGAGAAAAAUGGAUCAAUUUUAGAUCUUGAUUUUUCUCCAGGGCCAGAUUUUUUAUUUGCUGCUAUGUCAUCAUCGCUUUUGAUUGUUUUGUCUUUACCUGUUCAAUAA